AUGUCCACAACCACCCCCCUCGUCUGGUUCAUAACAGGCUGCAGCUCAGGAAUCGGCCUCCACCUCGCCCUCCACGCCCUCCGCCACGGCCACCACGUAAUAGCCACCUCUCGCUCCCCUUCUCCCUCCUCCCCCCCCCCCUCAGAACUCAUAACCUCCCUCGGCGGCCACCAUCUAACCCUCGACGUCUGCUCCCCGCUCCCUAUCCUCGCUGAAAAAGUUAACGAAGCAAUGAGUAUCUACGGCCGGAUCGACGUUCUGGUGAAUAAUGCUGGUUAUGCGCUUUUGGGGGCUUUUGAGUGUAUUAGUGAUGAAGAAGCGAGGGCGCAGAUGGAGACUAAUUUCUUUGGGCCGCUGAGUCUUUGUCGAUUGCUCGUCCCCCAUUUCCGCCACCGCCGCACCGGAACAAUCCUCCAAAUCUCCUCCGCGGCCGGCCUCGAAGCCCGCGCCUCCCGCUCCCUCUACUCCGCCUCCAAAUUCGCGCUCGAAGGCUUCUCCGAAGCGCUCUCCAACGAGAUGCAACCCUUCAACGUGCGCGUCCUGUUGAUCGAGCCCGGGGCUUUCAAUUCCGAGUUCGCGGAUAAGUGUGUGACGCCCGCGAAGGGGUGGGAGGAGGUCAGGGACGAGUAUAGGGGUUCGGAGAUGGAAAGGGUGAUGGGGUUGGUGGAGGGGAUGAGGGGUGGGAAUAUGAGGAAUGAUGUGGGGAAGGGGGUGCAGGCGAUUUGGGACACGGUGAUGGGGACCGGGGUGGCGGAGGGGAUGGAAGCGUUUUUGAGGGUCCCGUUAGGGAGGGAUGCGGCGGAGCGGUGGGAGGUGGUGGGGGAGUUGAGGAGGAGGACGUUGGAGGGGACGAGGAGGGUUUGGGAGAGUUGUGAGAGAGAUUCUUGA
Messenger RNA from Mollisia scopiformis, 888 nucleotides. Its product is annotated as NAD(P)-binding protein. The record is from RefSeq and is a predicted model, not a curated record. Bases 1 to 888 code for a protein of 295 amino acids. Gene Ontology annotation, molecular function: oxidoreductase activity. Lineage: Eukaryota; Fungi; Ascomycota; Leotiomycetes; Helotiales; Mollisiaceae. The transcript is spliced from 3 exons.